GUUAAAGAGCUGAAGCCGGCACAGCCUGACAGCUAGGGCAGCAGCGCAUUGCAAGAAGUAGCCUGAGCUCAUCCUGGAUUCUCGGAGCUCCUCACCAUGCUUGGUUGGCUAUAGGAGCUCCAUGGAUCAAGCCAACUUCUACGAGGUCGAUCCGCGGCCAUCCAUGAACAUCCAGGUUCAACCCCCGCACGGUGCAUACGGCUACAGGGAGCCUCCAACUGCCCUAGAACACACCGAGCUGUGUGAGAACGAGAACUCCAUCGAUAUCAGCGCUUAUAUCGACCCAGCCGCUUUCAACGACGAGUUUCUUGCAGAUCUCUUCCAUAGCAACAAGCAGGAGAAAGCCAAAGGCGACUUUGAAUACCAUCAGGGGGCCGUGGGGGCUGCUGUGGCAGGACACCCACUGAUGUAUGGCUGCAUGGCAAAUUACAUGGACAGCAAGCUGGACAACGGACUGAGACCGCUUGUGAUCAAACAAGAGCCAAGGGAGGAAGAAGAAGGCAGCAGGGCAUCAUCAUUGGCAGCUCUGUACCCUCACCAUGCUCCACAGCACUCAUCCCAUUUGCAGUACCAGGUAGCCCACUGUGCCCAAACCUCCAUGCAUCUGCAGCCUGGCCACCCAACUCCUCCACCUACUCCUGUACCAAGCCCACAUCACCAUCCAACACAUCACCACCAUCACCUGCAGAGUUCCUCACUCAAGAGCGUUUCCCCCUCAUCAUCUAUUUCUUCUUCGUCCUCAGAGAACAGGGGCAAAUCCAAAAAGUGGGUGGACAAGAGCAGCAGUGAGUACAGGGUAAGGAGAGAGAGGAACAACAUAGCAGUGAGAAAAAGCAGGGACAAAGCCAAGAUGAGGAAUGCAGAAACCCAACACAAAGUCAUUGAGCUGUCUACUGAAAAUGAUAAGCUGAGGAAGAGGGUGGAACAGUUGAGUAGGGAGCUGGAAACUCUUAGGGGCAUCUUCAGGCAGCUCCCAGAGAGUUCUCUGGUCAAAGUUAUGGGCAACUGUGCAUAAGGUCAAAAAAACUCACUUUCAGUGCAUUGCCUUGUAAGAGACAAUUUUAAACACCCCCACCCAAGAGUGGAUCCUUCCAGUUCUGAACAUGAAGUUUUAAUACAUGUGCCUUUUGUGAACUAGGAUGCCAGCCACCCCGUGAGACUUUAUUCUGGUGUAUGCAAUCAGUGGUGUUAAGGGACACAUCUCCCACCUGCAAGACCUCCUUGUCCCAGAUAGCCAGGCAGCUUUGGUGGUGCUAGAUGAUACAAGCCAGGUUAUUUCUUAGGCUUUGAGGUCCCUCCAUUUAUAUGAAGUUAUUUGUACCAAGCUAAGCACAUUUUAUAUAUUUUUUCAUAUUUUAUACAUCCUUAAAUACUGAGUCACAUUUAAAUUAAAGAGUUAAUUUUGUUUAGGGGUUUGAUAACAUUUGUGACUAGGUUACUGCAAGUCUCCAGCCUAUUUACUACUAAAAAUCUCUGCAGAGUUACUUUCAGUGAUUAUCUGCAACAAGACUAUUCAAUAAUUGCAGUAUAUAACAUUUUUUGUAUAUUCUCCUUGUUACCAGACCUAGGCAUAGGAAUGUUGCAGAGCACACAGGGUCAUUUUUCUAACGUGCCUUAUAUGUUAACUUUUUUAAAGUGCCUUUUCUAGAAUUUGGAUGCUAAAACUUUUAUUGUAGUACCUUACAGAGUCUUCAUCUAUGGCUGUUGGGGAAUGCUAGGAACUGAAAUUCAGUAACGGCUAGAGGGCUGCAGCUAGCACACCACAAUCUAUAUCAUUCUGGCAGCGGGUAUGUAAGGUGAUUAAUGAUAGAAGAAUAAUCAGGAAAAUACCUGAUUCAUUUUUUUAUGAGAGACUGGUAAUUUCAAUAACAUUUUCGAAAAUUCUUUUGCAUUUUUAAUACAAAAUAUAAAUUGCUCACUUUAUAAGGCAGUGCUGGACAAAUACAAUAUUGGGCCCCUGUACUGAAUAAGUGUUUGGGCCUCUACUAAAACCCAGAUGGGAGUCUUCCCCAGGGCCCAAGUGCAGCUGCACAGUUAGCAUGCAUGCCCCUGGCAUGGAGUGUUUAUUCCAUUAAUUCUACAUGUCAUUUCCCUCAUGUUUAUCUGUCAUGUUAAAGGUUUCACAGCUUACAGGCUAGAGGCACCAUGGAGCAAAAAUAAAGGGAACAUUAUGCAAAGAUAUACAGAAUCAGUACUUAUGUUAUAACUAGUGUAAACUAUCAGUUUUCAUUGUGACGGACAUUUAUUAGCUGCUGUUGCUAAUUAUUAUUUCAUGCUUUCUGUGUGUGUUUUCUGCGACACUGUGUACAUAACUUUUUUUAUCAAAUGUUCUUUGGAAAACCUGCAGACCAGCAGAAUGUGAAUGAGCUAAUCUCUGUGCUCUACAGCAUUAUGCAUUUCUUAUGCUCAUAUUCUUGCCAUUGUCUCUUGGGCGUUGCAGUAUUGGUUGGUAAUGCCUUUUGUCGCCAGCUGUCAAGCUCACUCUGCUGUCUGGCAAUGAAAGUGUGUGAGUGAGUAGCAAGUGCAAAAGCACUACUGUAUGCACGAGGAACCCCAGCAAGACACUUUGCACUCGUUUUAGGUGAAUAUUUGGGGAUGUGCCCUUUAUUGUCAGUUUAUUAAGGGCUGAAUAGCUGGAAUUGUCACUAAAUUAUUGUAGCUUUGGAACAACUGUAGGACAAUGUGUGCAUGGCCCUCCUUUCUUUCUGCCCCAGAUACCACAGCCUGCUAAAUAUGCAGUUUAUUUUCUUCUCUAAUAUGUCACAUUCAUUGUUCUAUUGGGGUUCCCAUAGGUUCUAGGGCCUAGUCAAAACCUCUGCAGCCACUAUUGUAAUGCUGCUGUAAUUUCUGCCAUCAAGCACAAUUCCUUUUCUUCCUAUCUUAGUAUUUUUCUGAGGAUGAUGGGAGUUGUACAUUUGUACAGAAGGGCUUCAUGUUGGACAUCCUUGCUUUAUAUCCAAGUAGUUCCUCAAAGCUAACUACUAUUAGCUUCUACUGCUAAAUUAUUGGCCAAAAAGAAAUCUCCUGUGUUUUAUUUUUGUGUCUUGAAAAAAGAUAUGUAUGUUAUAAAAAUGUUAUUGAAAAUAAAAGAAAUGCCUUUAUUCACUUUUGUUAAUAAUUAUAAUUGUUUUUUGAAACGCAACUGCAUAUCCUUGUUUUUAUUUUCAAAAUAAAUAAAACAAAAAUGUAAAACUUGA
This is a messenger RNA of Xenopus tropicalis (tropical clawed frog), 3197 nucleotides long. It is a transcript of the gene cebpa, whose product is annotated as CCAAT enhancer binding protein alpha. NCBI's taxonomy places the organism in Eukaryota, Metazoa, Chordata, Amphibia, Anura, Pipidae. Gene Ontology annotation, cellular component: nucleus. Gene Ontology annotation, molecular function: sequence-specific DNA binding; DNA-binding transcription factor activity. The record is from RefSeq and is marked provisional. Gene Ontology annotation, biological process: DNA-templated transcription; regulation of DNA-templated transcription.